AUGGGCGACUUACAUCUUGAUAGCCCUUUAACCCUACCAUGCGGCAUCACACUGCGAAACCGCCUCGUCAAGGCGGCCACCACCGAGCAACUCGCCGACUGCGACGGCCUGCCAACCUCGGACCAGUUCCACCGCCUCUACCGCACCUGGGCCGACGGCGGAUGGGGCCUGUUGUUGACCGGCGCCGUGCAAGUCGACCUGCGCUACUUUGGCGCCCGCGAAGACCUCGCCAUAGACACGGCCCGCGUAGACGAGGCGAAGACGCUCGCCGCGUACCGCAAGCUGGCCGACACGUGCAGGAGCAGAGAUACCCCGACCAUCUUGCAGCUCAACCAUCCCGGGCGGCAGUCGCCCAUCAGGGCAGGCAAGAGGGGGUACUUUGAAAAGACCAUGGCCCCGAGCAGCGUCGCCAUGGACUUUGGCUCGAACCUCACGCAGAGGACCCUAGCCGCCUUGGUCUUUGGCACGCCGCGCGAGAUGACGGUGCGGGACAUUGAGGACGUGGUGCAGAGGUUCGCCAACGCCGCGAGGAUCGCGUCGCAGGCGGGCUUUGACGGUAUUCAGAUUCACGCCGCGCACGGGUACCUGCUCGCGCAGUUCUUGUCCGCAAAGACCAAUCUUCGAACCGACAGGUACGGCGGCGGCGCGGCAGAGAGAGCCACCAUCGUCGUGGACAUUAUCCGCGCAGUGCGCGCCGCGACGGCAGCGGCGCGGGCCGACUUCUGCAUCGGCGUCAAGCUCAACUCGGUAGACCACCAGGCGGCCGUGGAUCCCGCGUCGUCGAGCGAGCUGCAGGACGUCCUCGCGCAGGCCAGGGUCAUUGCCAACGCGGGCGUGGACUUUAUCGAAGUCAGCGGAGGGUCCUACGAGAAUCCAGUCUUUGUAGGCGACGGACCCGAGGUGCAGCACCAAAAGUCCGAAAAGACGCUCGCGCGCGAGGCCUUCUUCCUGGAGUUUGCAAAGGCCAUCCGACAGGCGCUGCCGCACACGGCGCUCAUGGUGACGGGCGGCUUUCGCACGCGCCGCGGCAUGGAAGCGGCCGUUGCCCAAGGGUCGUGCGACCUGGUCGGCUUGGCCAGGCCGGCGAUCCUGCGGCCGUCCUUGCCGAGGGACGCGAUCCUCAACCGCGACGUGUCGGACGACGAUGCGCAGGUGCCGACGAAGCACGUUGCCAUUCCGUGGAUCGUCAAGUAUCUGGGCGUCAAGGCGCUGGGUGCCGGCGUCGAAAGCGUAAUAUCUUGCCCCCUCCACUACCUUCAGUCGUCAUAUUUGUAG
Molecule: messenger RNA, 1275 nt
Organism: Purpureocillium takamizusanense
Lineage: Eukaryota; Fungi; Ascomycota; Sordariomycetes; Hypocreales; Ophiocordycipitaceae
Exons: 2
Coding region: 1-1275 (424 amino acids)
Molecular function (GO): FMN binding; oxidoreductase activity
Source: RefSeq, a predicted model, not a curated record